Molecule: messenger RNA, 1302 nt
Organism: Ylistrum balloti
Lineage: Eukaryota; Metazoa; Mollusca; Bivalvia; Pectinida; Pectinidae
Exons: 6
Coding region: 83-700 (205 amino acids)
Cellular component (GO): acetylcholine-gated channel complex
Source: RefSeq, a predicted model, not a curated record
CUAUAGGUAUCGGGUUUCAAACAGGGUUGUCUUUCAGCUGCACACGAAUAACACGAACAACAGACCGACUUGACCGAGGACAAUGUACUCUGUAUGUUACUGGGCUUGCCUGCUGGGCGUGCUGGGUGGUAUGGUAAAAUCCCAGACAGUGUGGGACGUGAUGGCCUUUCCCGACCCUCGAUACGAACCCACGAGAUGUGGACGUCACUCUGACGUCACGGAAUCCUGGAUCUGUGACCCAAACAACAUCAUUUCAUCGGAUGACGCGGCGGCAAUCGACGCCCUGUUGAAGACGACAGAAAGAGUGACAACUUGUAGCUGCCAGAAAUGUCGAAUAGAAAACACUGGCUAUGUCAUUAUGGUGGCACUGAUGCCAGAGAUGAGACGAAUCAUGAACACCUCCAACACCUUGGGCGGUAUACUGCAGGACGCUCGCGUUUACGCUUACUACCUGUCGCAGUACUGGGGCUUUACUUCCUGUGGCGAGACAAUCAUCAUCCUUUACGACCAGAACCAUGACGUUGUGUUCACACUGACUCAGAGAGACGCAAGACAACUACUCACAGACAGCAUGGUCGUUGACAUCACCUUACAAAACCGACGUUUUUUUGACACGAGAGAAAAGUCUGAAAUAGCACAGGGUCUCAAAAACAUCAUCCAAAAUUAUCAGAACGUUCUCCAAUCCGGAACAAGGAACUGAACUCUUUCGUCAUCCUACAUGCACUGCUACUUUCUAAUUAACACACCACCUUAUUUGGGAAAAUUCAUGUCUGGUAUUCCUACUGAAGAUCUUUAACUAACAUUUAGAUUUUUGAAUAUAGUUUCAACAUGUUCGGGGUCAAAUCUGGUUUCACUACUUCAGGAACAAGAAUUUCUUUCCUAUAUUAUUUUGAACAAACAUUUUUUCUUAAUUAGAUUCUGAUCAAAUAUUGUUGGUCCUGCGCCGAUUUAGAGCACGUGAUUAAAUUAUGAAAAAAAAUUGUUUUGUGUCUAUUUAGGUCACGUGAUCGAAUCAAGACAGGAAGAAUUUGUCGUGUGCUUAUUUAGGUCACGUGAUAAGAAGAAUUUGUCGUGUGCUUAUUGAAGGUCACGUGAAGAAUUUGUCCGGUGCCGAUUUAGAUCACGUGAUUAAACAAUGACAAGAAGAAUUUGUUUGGAGCCGAUUUAGAUCACUUGAUUAAAUGACGACAUAAAGACUUUGUCUAGUUCCUAUUUAGGUCACGUGGUUGAAUCAAGACAGCAAUAAUAAAGUGUUCUUGUCUUUUGUUCACCGUUACAUACGAUAUAAUGAUAACAAAAAUG